AUGUCUCUUUCACGGUCGACAAGAGAUGUCCUGCUGCUGUCGCGUCAAUUGACCCGGUCGAGCUUCAGGGCCCCCGGCCUCCCGCGAUCCUCUCGCACCGUCGCGACCUUCACCCCGCCGCACCAGGCGAGCGCCAUAUCCCGACUCCAGACCAAUGUCGAUCCUACCUCGGAGGAGUUCAAGGAGAAUGAGCGGCAGAUGGGCGAGGUCAUGCAGAAGAUGCAGGACCUGACAAGGAAGGUGCACCUCGGUGGUUCGGCUAAGGCAAGGGAAAAGCACAUUGCGAGGAAGAAGAUGCUGCCGCGCGAUCGAGUCACUGCGCUGAUUGAUCCGGGAACGACAUUCUUGGAGCUGUCCCCUCUGGCUGCACAUGAAUUGUACCCUGAGGCCGACGUACCCGCGGGCGGCAUCAUCACGGGUGUCGGUGUUGUUGAGGGCGUGACCUGUGUGAUUGUUGCCAACGACAGCACGGUGAAAGGCGGCACAUAUUACCCGAUUACCGUGAAGAAGCAUCUGAGGGCGCAGGCCGUCGCACAGGAGAACAAGCUUCCCUGUAUCUACAUGGUCGACAGCGGCGGUGCCAACCUCCCCCACCAAGCGGACGUCUUCCCGGACCGUGAUCACUUCGGACGCAUCUUCUACAACCAAGCAAGGAUGAGCUCGAUGGGAAUACCCCAGAUUUCGGUCGUCAUGGGUCCGUGCACCGCUGGCGGGGCUUAUGUCCCCGCGAUGAGCGACGAGAGCAUCAUUGUCGAGAACCAGGGUCACAUUUUCCUUGCGGGCCCGCCGUUGGUGAAGGCUGCCACGGGUGAGGUGAUCAGCCACGAGGAGCUGGGAGGCGGCAAGAUGCAUUCUUCGGUCUCCGGCGUGACCGAUUACCUCGCGGUUGACGAUGCCCAUGCAAUCACCCUUGCGCGCCGUAGCAUUAGCAACCUGAAUUGGCCGAAGAAGUCCCCCGCAACGAUGGCGCCGGUACAAGACUACGCUGAACCUCUUCACUCGCCCGAAGAGCUUUUGGGAAUUGCCAGCACAAACCUGAGGAAGCCCCUGCCCAUCAAGGAGGUCAUUGCUCGUAUUGUUGACGGCUCUGAGUUCUCCGAAUUCAAGCAAAACUUUGGAACCACCCUUGUCACCGGUUUUGCCCACAUCCAUGGUUACAAGGUUGGCAUCAUCGCCAACGACGGUAUCCUAUUUGCAGAGUCCUCCGUCAAGGGAGCCCACUUUAUCGAGCUGUGUGCUCAGCGAGGCAUUCCGCUAGUCUUCCUCCAGAACAUCUCUGGCUUCAUGGUUGGCUCCGCUGCGGAGCGUGGGGGUAUCGCCAAACACGGCGCCAAGCUGGUGACGGCCGUCGCUUGCGCCGAUGUACCAAAGUUUACCGUCGUUGUUGGUGGUAGCUACGGUGCGGGCAACUACGGCAUGUGCGGCAGGGCCUACAGCCCGCGCUUCCUCUGGAUGUGGCCCAACGCCCGUAUUGGUGUCAUGGGCGGUGAGCAACUGGCUGCUGUGAUGGAGACCGUUGGAAAGCAGGUCGAUCCUGAAUUGAAGGAGAGAAUAGAGCGGGAGAGCGAUGCUACCUACUCAUCUGCCAGGUUAUGGGACGACGGUAUUAUUCCCCCGCAGCACACUCGCAAGUACCUUGGGUUGGGUCUCAGGGCAGCCAUGUCAGGCCGUAAUGAAGUAAAGGCUGGUGAUACCAAGUUUGGCGUAUUCAGAAUGUAA
Messenger RNA from Colletotrichum chrysophilum, 1719 nucleotides. RefSeq names its product Methylcrotonoyl-CoA carboxylase beta chain, mitochondrial (gene MCCC2). Gene Ontology annotation, biological process: L-leucine catabolic process. Gene Ontology annotation, cellular component: mitochondrion; methylcrotonoyl-CoA carboxylase complex. The transcript has 3 exons. The record is from RefSeq and is a predicted model, not a curated record. Gene Ontology annotation, molecular function: methylcrotonoyl-CoA carboxylase activity. Bases 1 to 1719 code for a protein of 572 amino acids. NCBI's taxonomy places the organism in Eukaryota, Fungi, Ascomycota, Sordariomycetes, Glomerellales, Glomerellaceae.